GUCUUCUCGGCCUGCCACAUUCUUCACCAACCCCACCCCCACACAAAUCCCUGCUUCGCUUCUCCUCGCAGCGAGUGGUUUUGGUUUGCUCGACUCGACUCGAUCGUUGCUAGGGUUUGUUUGUUUGCCAGUGGGAGAGAGCCGCCGUCCAGCCAUGGCGUCGGAGAAGCACUUCAAGUACGUCAUCGUCGGCGGCGGGGUCUCGGCGGGUUAUGCAGCACGGGAGUUCGCCAAGCAGGGUGUUCAGCCAGGGGACCUCGCCAUCAUCUCCAAAGAGGCCGUGGCUCCUUACGAGCGCCCUGCCCUCAGCAAGGCGUACCUCUUUCCUCAGAAUCCUGCAAGAUUACCAGGAUUUCAUGUCUGUGUCGGAAGUGGAGGCGAGAGGCUAUUGCCUGAAUGGUACUCAGAGAAAGGUAUUGAGCUGAUCCUGGGCACUGAAAUUAUCAAAGCGGAUCUUGCCUCCAAGACUCUGACUAGUGCAGCCGGAGCAACCUUUACAUAUGAGAUCUUGCUGAUUGCUACUGGCUCCUCGGUCAUAAAGCUCUCUGAUUUCGGCACUCAAGGAGCUGAUUCUAACAACAUUCUAUAUCUGAGGGAAGUUGAUGACGCUGACAAGCUGUAUGCAGCUAUUCAAGCAAAAAAGGGUGGGAAGGCAGUGGUUGUUGGAGGAGGUUACAUUGGCCUUGAACUGAGUGCGGUAUUGAAGAUGAACGACCUUGAUGUCACUAUGGUGUAUCCUGAACCUUGGUGCAUGCCUCGUCUCUUCACCGCCGAUAUCGCAGCUUUCUAUGAGAGUUACUAUGCUAACAAAGGAGUCAAGAUCGUGAAGGGUACAGUUGCCGUGGGUUUUGAUGCUGAUGCAAAUGGUGAUGUCACUGCAGUUAAGCUAAAGGAUGGCAGAGUGCUCGAAGCUGAUAUUGUUGUUGUUGGUGUUGGGGGCAGACCAUUGACUACUCUCUUCAAAGGCCAAGUUGCAGAGGAGAAAGGUGGAAUCAAGACCGAUGCUUCUUUUGAAACAAGUGUCCCGGGGGUGUAUGCCGUUGGCGAUGUGGCCACCUUCCCAAUGAAGAUUUACAACGACGUUAGGAGAGUGGAACAUGUUGACCAUGCUAGGAAGUCUGCAGAGCAGGCUGUUAAGGCAAUCAAGGGAAAAGAGUCCGGUGAGGCUGUUCCAGAGUAUGACUACCUACCGUACUUCUACUCCAGAUCAUUCGACCUAUCAUGGCAGUUCUAUGGGGACAAUGUCGGCGAGACCGUCUUGUUUGGCGACAGCGACCCCAGCUCCGCCAAGCCCAAGUUCGGCUCAUACUGGAUCAAGGACGGCAAGGUCCUGGGUGCCUUCCUGGAAGGAGGGUCGCCAGACGAGAACAACGCCAUUGCCAAGGUCGCGAGAGCUCAGCCACCCGUCUCCAGCGUAGAGGAGCUCAAGAAGGAGGGUCUCCAGUUCGCCAGCAAGAUCUGACUGGUCUGAGCCGUGCUCUCUUCUGUGUACAUCUUCAUGUCAUUUUAGCGAUUCUCGUGUGGUUGAUGUGUUACACAGAUACUACCUACCAUAGCUCAUUACACGAUACUCUUUCUUUCUGAUUGUGAUGUCUGUACCACAUAUACUCUCUCAGCUUUGAGAUUUCAAUAAAAAUCCACAGCGUUUCGUUC
Molecule: messenger RNA, 1653 nt
Organism: Brachypodium distachyon (stiff brome)
Lineage: Eukaryota; Viridiplantae; Streptophyta; Magnoliopsida; Poales; Poaceae
Product: monodehydroascorbate reductase 3, cytosolic
Exons: 10
Coding region: 155-1462 (435 amino acids)
Cellular component (GO): cytoplasm
Molecular function (GO): flavin adenine dinucleotide binding; oxidoreductase activity, acting on NAD(P)H
Source: RefSeq, a predicted model, not a curated record